Messenger RNA from Thecamonas trahens ATCC 50062, 2324 nucleotides. RefSeq lists its product as uncharacterized. NCBI's taxonomy places the organism in Eukaryota, Apusomonadida, Apusomonadidae. Gene Ontology annotation, molecular function: protein binding. The record is from RefSeq and is a predicted model, not a curated record. The transcript has a single exon. Bases 76 to 1389 code for a protein of 437 amino acids.
GCGAGAGGAGCUCCUUUUCGCCUUGGCAAGCCCUCUGCGUGGACAAGAACCUUGGACGUGCGGCAGCCGGGCAACAUGGCGGGCCACUUGGGCGGUGCGGAUGGGUCUGGCUGGUCUGAGGAGAGUGGAGAAGGUGCGGGCGGAGCAUGGCAGCGGGCAGGCAUGCGUGUCUCCUUCCGAGACGAUGUCGGCCUUGCAGCACACGACCGACGAUGGGACGGGGUGGCUGGCGGAGAUGAGGUCAAUGACGAGCCCUAUGUCCAUGGCGAAGACAGCGAGCGGGGAAGAGACCGUCGGGAGCGCCGCGAGAGCGGUGAAGAUGGCGGCGAGCGUGAUGACGACGACGAGUACUCCGAGUCGUCGUCGCAUGUGGCUACGGAUGGCGCUGCGCUGAGCGGCGAGGAUGUGGCCUCGCUCCGCAACGCCUUCCCGGCACGGGCCGGUUGUGUCUUUGGUGUGCCGGAGCUCGCACUCAUUGUUGUGGCUCAGCUUGCGGAUACUGAUCUCUGCACGCUGGCGCAGGUCUGCAAGCUCUUCAACGUUCUGCUCGACGAUCCGUUGCUGUGGCAGCGGCGGUUUCGCGCCCGCUGGCGGCGGGCACGCCCGCAUCGAGUGUGGCGCUGGGCCGAACGGACUGGCUGCUCUCUACGGCAACUGUACGCGGCCGAGGCCGUCCGCGAGCGCGCGCUGCGCGAAGCGCUGACCUUUCAGUGGUUCGAUCCUGUGGCGAAGCUCUGCUACGAGGCGGUGCAGGUUGGCGAGUGCACCUACGAUGUGCGGUACACCACGCUGCGCGAGGCGCAGCUUGGAUUGGUGCCAGAAGAGAUGCGUGGUGGGGGCAGCGCGGGUGCGCCAAGGGUUUACUGGCGCCGUCGGCAACGGCCGCACUCGCGGACUUCGUCGGCGUCGGGCGACGACUCGGGUGACUCGUCCGUCUCGACGCUCUCGUCGCGUGACUCGACGCUCUCGGUCAUGUCGGCCGUCUCGACCGUCUCGGUCAUGUCGGGUCUCUCGGUCCUCUCGGUGGUGACCAACCACUCGGACUCAACCAUUGUGCCGUACUCGCGUGGCCAGCUGGAGAUCGUGACGGCGUCUUCAUUUUCACUCAACGGCAUGGAGUUUGUGCUCGACGAUUCGGAUCCAGACGAGGCCGUCUUCAUCAACAAGCGCAACCGCAAGCAUCGCCUCGUCCGCCUCUCUGGCAAUGAGCUGCUGCGGUUCUCGUCCGACGACGACGAUGCCGACGAUGGUGCGUCGGCCUCGCACGGUUCGGCCAUUCUGCCCAUCGUUGUCGAGGAGGAGGUUGCCUUUGUCGACGACGACGAGUACGACGACCUGCCCUCACCUCCAUGCUCGCCUCCCAUGGCAGAGAGCUACGUCUCGCUGUGAGCUUCUAAGCUUGCGAGGUGCGGUGCUGCAACAAACGACGCCUCUUGUUUGCGGCAAGCCUCAGCGAGCCCGUUCCCGUGCCCGAGCUCGCGCGGCUAGCUGCGAUCGACGGCCACGGCCCUUGCGGCCACGGCCCUGGCGCUUCUUGCUCUUCUUGCCAACCCGCAACGCAGCGACCCGAUCAGUGAGUGUGGCGACGUGUGCACGGAGACCAAGCAGCGCCAGCGCCUGGUCAACACUGGGCGCGAGUCGCCGCGUGGCCGCUGCGUCGUCCAUGACGCUCCCGGCGCCGUGCUCAGCAGUAGGCGCAGGGGCGGCCCUGGAGGCUCGUCGUGGCGGUGAUCGGCGCGGCGAGAGGACGUACCGCUCUGGGCUAGGCCCAGCCAGCGGGUGAUGCGCGCGCAAAUGGGCGAGCUCAGCCGCCAAGCGGUCCCGCUCAGCCGCUGCUCCGGGCUCGUCCGCAUCCACUGCGGAAAGCUCCACCUGCAACCUGUGCAGUCUGUCAAGAUACGCGUCCAUGGCGGCGACAGGCAGCUCGGGUACUUCCGAUGGGAGUCUGGCUGCGACAAUUGAUGGCGCAGCCGUAUACAAUGCUGGUCGUCUCCCAGGCGACCGCCCAGAGGGUGAGCCUUCCAGCCUCUGGUUGUGUGUUCUGUGCCUCUGACCUGUCCUUCUCCGUCCGCCCCUCCGCCGCCGCGCCAGUGACGACGACUUUGACGGCGACGACUUGGAAGGCGAUACCCGGUGCACAGCAGCCCCAGAAGACGGUACAACACCCGCAACCACCGUCCGGGUAUAGGCACGUGCCGAAAGCAUGAGGUGGAGGAGUGUGAGGGCGAGGCCGGGAGGAGGCAGCGUGAGCAAGAGGAGGGGGCUUGGAGGGCGGGAAAGCCCGGUUUGGCGCCAGCGAUUUGAUAAAGGUGGAGGUGAGCCAA